AUGCCAGCUACCAUAACAUACGGUAAGAAGAGAAACAGAAGUAUUCUAAGGACCCUGGGAACACGUCGCCAAAGAGCCAUAACAAAACCUUUACUGCCUGAUCGACCGCAAUCAGAGUUCCAUACGAGCCAUAGCCCCAAGCAAGCAUCCCGGAAGAGAGCAAUGGUUGAUCUGCAGACUGCGGACGAAAUGGCAAGCUGGUUACUAGAUGAUUCCACCCCAGAGCGCCUCUCAAAUGAAGGAGAGAACUCGUCUCCAAAAAAGCGCCGGACCACUACACCAAGGAAAUCGCUUUCGGUUGCGAGCAUCCAAGCCAUCUCGCCGCUGGACCUCCCUUCACCUGUCAAAGCACCACCUAGAGCCUUUGAUAAUUACCGUCAGAACUCCCGCAUGGGCAAGCUCUCGCCACGAAAAGCCUUGGGAAGAGUUCCUAGACGAGCUGCCACAACUGGGAUACGCAUGGAUACGUCACAAAGGCGACCAAGCAUAAGUCUACAACGCCGCCACAGGCCUACGAGAUCGCUGUCUUAUGACCCCCUCAAAUUUCACCCCACGAAGCAUUUCGCAGCGCCAACACCUGUGGCGCUCAAUGCCAUUGACAAGAAUGCGAGAAACCGUGUUGCAGAAGGAUGUCAGAUUCCUCACAUCCAAGAGCGGUGUGCUGGUGAAGAAAUCAAUGGAAAACUGGCCGCUAUGCUAGCCGCUACCAAUGCACUUAAGCCAUCACCACAACAAGCCAACUGCUCGACCUCAAGAUUUACGCGUAUGGUACCGUCGAAAGUGCGUGCAAAGGUCUCGAAUGCAUGGGAUCGUUUCCAUCCAAAAGGCUUGAAUCACGCAGAAAAACAUACUCCAGCCAUACCUUCGUCAGGCGAUGAACAAGGCGAUAGGUGGAUUCAAGGGAGCAUUGUUCUUACCCCUCGCUCACAUGCAUCAACUGAGAACGCAUCUCCCAUUAGUAACAUUGAGCUCCGCUUGAAUGAAGGGGACAACCUCAACAAAAGCAAGGUCCAGCAAAUCGUUGGAGGUCGCGUAAACAGAAAACCACUAGCGGAUGAUGGGAAAUCUCUGAGAAUCGGAAAACUUGUGGAAGAUCCAUUCUCUGAACGAGCUGAUAGGCGAGCUCUAACAACUUUCGAAAACCGACUGAAGGGUUCGAACGAUAGUCAAAAGACGCCUCUCCCUUCGCUGUGCAAUCCAUUCGAAUCUGAGAAGGGAUUCGACGACAACAUUGAAGAUAGAUUCUUGAACAGUACACCAGUCGGGUCUUCAACACCUCGGGUUCGAGUCGAUCGACCAUCAACAUCGAGCAGUGGUUGCUGCUCCGCGGCCAGCGGCAUACAGACAACACAGAAGCAUUUUAAUGAGAAACUGGGCGCUUCGUCAACAUCUAACCGGAAAGAAAUCGGGCAAAACUAUCCUUCAAGCCAUAAGCUUCUGAAUCCUGGUGACGAUGUAUUGGUUAAGUCGGUCACUCAAGCUCGACAAGCUUGGGAGAAAGUGACUGGAGACUUGCAGGCCUCUAAUGGGAUGAAGAAACACCCAUCACCCAGCAAAGACGCUCUGGAAAGGUUGGAAAUUCAAUUCCAGCAGUAUACUCAUGUUCGUGUCUCUGAGCCUGUCAAGCACGAUGUGGAUGAACUUGGAACGGAAUGUAUAGAUGCGAGCCCAUCCCUGAAGGCAUACGAAAGGAAGAGAUUGAGCUUGGCUCGUUUAUCUGUCACCAAUAUUGACGAGCUGGUUGAUCCAGCAUGCGGCAAAGUUCACCAUCGCCGAGGCUCCUCAACAUCAAUGCUCCAAUUGGUACGAAGCCCCUAUAUGCUACAAAAUUCGGUCAAAUUGCACAAGGAUACUCGGUUAGCGCCUCCUUAUCGCCCAGCUGGGGUUUCUCCUUCUGAUGUGGACGAGUUACAUUAA
Messenger RNA from Fusarium redolens, 1917 nucleotides. RefSeq lists its product as uncharacterized. Lineage: Eukaryota; Fungi; Ascomycota; Sordariomycetes; Hypocreales; Nectriaceae. The record is from RefSeq and is a predicted model, not a curated record. The transcript is spliced from 2 exons. The coding region runs from base 1 to 1917 and encodes 638 amino acids.